AUGAGAAGGGAUGGGAAAGAGCUCAGGGAGCCAUGGGCAUUUGUGAAACGCCAGGAGAACACUUGUCGUGACGCACAAGCUGCUGCUGUCACAGGCAGGAUCAGCUCUGGCUCGGCAAAGGCAAGUCCACAGCGACAUCUCGCGGCCGGUGACAGUAAUGAACGAAGUGACUGCCCGGUUGCCAUAGAGACAUCGAAACACAACCUCACCAUUCCGCAAGUCAUGCUGCGGUCAACUGAGGAGAAAACUGUACUUUUGUGUGCUUUAGAUGAUGAUGUACAGGGACUUAAGAGUAUUUUGGAAAGCAAGAGUGGCAACGAAUCUCAGCAAUCGGAGAAUGUUCUGUGGGAAAAAGAUGAGGUGGGAAGAAAUGCGCUGUUUGCUGCGUGUACUUUUGGUCGGAGCGGCAUCGUCCGCGAGCUCGUACAGAACGACGCUGACGUCAAUGAACUCACAGCGCGCGGCUACUCACCGUUGCAUUAUUCUGCCAUGUGGGGUCAGCUGGACACUUUAAAAACUUUGGUUGAGCUCAAUGCUGAUUUUCAAGCUGUCAAUUUCCGUGGAGAGAAGGCUGUUGAUGUGGCCCGGCGUUAUGACAAACUGGACUGCGCAGAGUAUCUGGCAUGGGCUGAGGCCAAACAAAGUUUGCAAGCAUUAAUACAAGAUGUCAGAGAUAUUAUAGCUGAUCCAGAGAAAGUUCAAGGGAAGCUCAAUAAAGAGGACAAGACCAUGUUUAUAAACAUCUGUUCUGCAAAAUCUGACUGGAUACACAACACCAAAAAUGCAACAAUUCAAGACUUCAUUGAACAGAAGAAGCACCUUGAAAACAUACUGGAACCUAUUCUGCUCAAGCUUAACACACAAUCUGAAGCCACAAUGAAGACAAGAAAGCCUUAG
Messenger RNA from Sinocyclocheilus grahami, 897 nucleotides. RefSeq names its product ankyrin repeat domain-containing protein 45-like. Lineage: Eukaryota; Metazoa; Chordata; Actinopteri; Cypriniformes; Cyprinidae. Bases 1 to 897 code for a protein of 298 amino acids. The transcript has 6 exons. The record is from RefSeq and is a predicted model, not a curated record. Gene Ontology annotation, molecular function: protein binding.